UGCACGCUCUUAUUCAUCUCGAAUUGGGCCUCUCUAUCGGCCUGUUAAGUAGGCGACAUGAGGGCCGCGGCUCGGUCUGGUCUUCCCCACAAGAACACAGGCCCAAACGACAAGGCCGUAAUAGCCCUUGUCGUUGUCUUCGGCUCCACAACGCAGAAGUGUUUUUGGUUUGGUUGGAGCGCACUACAGCAACCGAGUUGGAGUUGAACGCUCACGGUUUGUUUCGUCGUCGCGUUCUGCUCUGGAAAGCCGUUUGCCUCCCGAGUUGUGCGCAUCGAGGAGUCUCCGCCGUGUUCUCUCCGUCUCCUCUCCCUUCUUCCCCGUCCGUCGUCAUUUGGGGAAGAGAGAGGAGGGAGGAGAAGAAGAAGAAGAAGGAUGGAUGAUCCGUCCUUGUUGCUGAUGCUCUCCAGUCUCCUCCACCUCCACACCUACCUCGAUCCCACCUCCUCCUCGAACCCCCCUUCCUCCUCCGCCGCCGCCGCAUCCUCCGCUGCAGCCCCGCUGCUCUUCUUCGCCAUCGCCUCUGUCCUCUCCUACGCCUCCUCCACUCUCCGCCACCGCCGAUCCCGCCGCCGCCGCCGCCGCAGCUCCUCCUCCCCCUCCCCUCCUCCGCCACCCCCUCCCCCCCGCUCUGUCGCCUCCCCUUCCGCCGGCUUCUUCUUCCUCUCCUCCGAUCGCGUCCUCUCCUUGGAGCCCUCGGCCCGCGACGCCCGCUUUCGCUCUCUCUACGGCGUCUCCCACCCCGUCUUCGAGACCCUCCUGAAGAACCUCCGCCACCUCGAUGCCUCCGCCGCCUUUCCCUCGUCGCUCCCCCUCGACCGAGCCUUCUCCGUUGCCCUCGCCCGCCUCUCCCGCGGCCUCUCGUCCCGCUCCCUCGCCCGCUCCCUCUCCCUCCCCCCGGCCCUCGUCUCCCGAUGCACCCACGCCCUCACCCGCCUCCUUUCUACUCGCCUCUACCCCCGCUACGUCACACUCCCCGCCAACCCCGACCACCUCCUCUCCACCCUCCAGUCCUUCAAGGACAUCACCGCGCUCCCCAACCUCGCCGCCGCCAUCGCCUCCUCCCCCGUCCGUCUACGCCUCCGGCAAGCCCCUCAUCCCAACCCUUCGCACCCCAAUUCCGCCCCCGAACCCGGUACCGACCUCCUCCGAUCCCCCAGCCGUUCCUUCCCCUCUAUCCUUCUCCAGGCCGUUGCCGACCACCGCAAGGUCUUCUGGGACGCCUGCGUCCGCGCCCCUGGUUCCUCGGACCCUGCCUCCCACCUCCGAGACAGCAGCCUCUACCGCCUCCUCCUCGACAACAAUGGCAGCAGCGGCGCCCUCCCCCUUCGGGACCACGUCAUCUCCGUCCGCGGCCAGCACGUGCGCCCCUACCUCGUCGGGGACUCCUCCUACCCCCUUCUCCCCUUCCUCCUCACUCCCUUCUCGUCGUCCUCGUCGGCGGCCACUUCGAGUGCCCCCGCACUGGAGGCAUUCGAUUCUGCUCUGGCUAAAGGUCGGGCAGCGUCGGUGGAGGCUGCUAUCGGGUUGCUCAAGGGAAGAUGGAAGAUACUUCGGAACCUCAACGUAGGGCUUGAUCAUGCGGCCCAGACGGUGGUCGCAUGCGUGGUUCUGCACAAUAUGUGUCAAUUCGCCAAGGAGCCGGAAGACGAAGGGAGGUACAUGUGGCGGGAUCCGCCCGAGAGUCCGCAGCCGGCCAGCCUGGUGGAGAGUGAACGAUCUCUUCACUAUAUGGGUGAGAGCUUGAGACAGGCAUUGGCGGAGGAUCUCUAUGAGCGACAGCAGAAGCUUGGGUCAGGAGCAAGGUGAAGUAUUGACAGGUGAGGAAAAAAGCCUGUGUUUUGCCAACCCAUUUCCUCGACUGACAUUAACUGCGUCAAUUCAACCUUGAGCAUCAUCAGAAACUUGUCUCGCUUGUGCUUUUGGCAAACUUCUUGUCUGUAUAGUAUUGCUUGUAGAAUGUUUUAUUGCUUGUAGAAUGUUUUGCUGGCCUCUUGUGGUUCUUGUUGUUGUCAUCCUUGUCUGCAAUGCUUAUUUAGCUUGACGUUGACUAGACAAAACAACAUCUCCACAUGUUUGAUUGAAGGCAAUUGUUUGAAGCUUAGCGUGAAUAAAAUCAUGGCAAUUAACUAUAAAGAGCA
Molecule: messenger RNA, 2141 nt
Organism: Musa acuminata subsp. malaccensis (wild Malaysian banana)
Lineage: Eukaryota; Viridiplantae; Streptophyta; Magnoliopsida; Zingiberales; Musaceae
Source: RefSeq, a predicted model, not a curated record